Molecule: messenger RNA, 3784 nt
Organism: Crotalus tigris (Tiger rattlesnake)
Lineage: Eukaryota; Metazoa; Chordata; Lepidosauria; Squamata; Viperidae
Gene: PPM1H
Product: protein phosphatase, Mg2+/Mn2+ dependent 1H
Exons: 10
Coding region: 977-2515 (512 amino acids)
Biological process (GO): protein dephosphorylation
Molecular function (GO): protein serine/threonine phosphatase activity
Source: RefSeq, a predicted model, not a curated record
GCCCCUUUGUUCACCCCCCUUCCCUUCAUCGUAUAACAGAAUCCAUAGAAGGCAGAAAUGGGGUUUUUUUAUAAUUGAUAACUAGAGAUGAAAUAUAAUAGGAUUCUGACAAGCACUUUGCAAUGAAUGGAUCAGGUCCCAGUAGGUGUAACCUGGGAGAACCACGCUGCCUGUAAAAGAAACCCUGCAAAACUAAAUUCUUUAAUCAUAAAAUCCGUUGUUUUUUUUUAAAAAAAAACUCAUAAAGAAUUCAUCAAGGGACAGACGACACACAGAGUAAAAAGAGCACCAGUUACAAAAGUUUUUUUAAAAAAAAUACUCCCAACUUGAAAAUUGCCGUGCUCCUUAAAAUAUUUAAGCCUGAGGCUGCAACCUACACUCAUCUCCAGGGAGUGAUUCAAUUUAAGCGGGCUACUUCCAAGCUGAGGUAGAAAUGCGUGGCAACUUUCUACUCGGGGAAGACUAAUAUGGAGCCGCCGUUUGCCCUUAAGCCAAUUCCCUUCUGCCUCCCCGCCCCCUCGGCUUUCCCUAUUCGGACGAGAGGCGACGCUCCCUACCCACAAUCAGGCCCAUCACCGCCACAAGAUUUCCGGGACUGCAUCGCACUGGCGCCGAGCGCGCUGCCGCAGCUCAAGGAGCAGGAAGUUCCCGUGGCCGACCGAGCCGGGCAGGCUGUCGUCACGUGACGCAGCGCGUGGAGCCGCGCAAGCCACUCGGCUUGGGUCGACUUCGGGGAUCGGUGACCGCCGCUGGUGUCAUGGUAGCGCCACGGUGGCUGGCCGCCUCUCCUCCUCCCCGGCUGGGCGGUUUUCGCGGGUGAUUUCCUUGCCAUCCGUUCCAUGCAGCCCUUCCGCGGUGGAAGCGUUUCUGCUUCAGGGACGACGGUAGCAGUGUGAGACCUGCCGUGCCGUAGCCUUGCGCGCUUGCCCGCUUUGGAUGGCCCUGUGGAUGCCGCGGACGGCGAGACUACUGUAAUAUGCUCACUCGGAUGAAGUCUGCCAUGGCCAAUUUGGUGGGAGGCAUCAUGUCUGGUAGCUCGGGUUCGGAGCCCAGCGGGGGCUUGGAUUUGCCUCCCCGUUUUCCUUACGGCAGACCCGAGUUCCUGGGGCUCUCUCAGGACGAGGUCGAGUGCUCCGCCGAUCACAUAGCCCGACCCAUCCUCAUUCUCAAAAAGGAGACCGAAUGCUUGCCCUGGACCACGGGAUACGCCGAGGUGAUCAAUGCAGGGAAAAGUACACAUAAUGAAGACCAAGCAAGUUGUGAAGUGCUUAUGGUGAAGAAGAAAAUGGGGACAACUAAUUCAACACCAAACAGAAAUUCCUCAAGUAAGCGGAGAUCGUCCUUGCCCAAUGGGGAAGGAUUGCAGUUGAAAGAGAAUUCAGAAUUGGAUAGCAUCUCUUUUCAUUACUGGUCGUUAUUUGAUGGCCAUGCUGGAUCUGGAGCAGCUGUGGUAGCCUCCAAAUUGCUGCAGCAUCAUAUUGUAGAGCAGUUGCAGGAGAUUGUGGACAUCCUGAAAAACUCUGCUGUUCCUCCCCCAACUUGCCUGGGGGAAGAACCAGAAAGCAUGAAUGCCAACAGCAGAAUGCUAACCCGGGCAGCCUCAUUGAGAGGAAGUGUUGGAGCUCCAGGUUCACCUGGCACUCCAUCUACUCGCUUCUUUACAGAAAAGAAGAUCUCGCAGGAAUGCCUUGUUAUUGGAGCUGUUGAAACUGCAUUCAGGGAAAUGGAUUUGCAGAUAGAACGUGAAAGAACUGUCUUCAAUAUAUCCGGUGGUUGUACAGCUCUUGUGGUAGUGUAUUUACUGGGGAAACUCUAUGUGGCAAAUGCAGGUGACAGCAGAGCCAUAAUAAUUAGAAAUGGAGAGGUCAUUCCAAUGUCUUCAGAAUUCACACCAGAGACAGAGCGUCAGCGGCUCCAGUAUCUGGCAUAUAUGCAACCCCAUUUGCUGGGAAAUGAGUUUACACAUUUGGAGUUUCCAAGGAGAGUUCAGCGAAAGGAAGUUGGGAAAAGAAUGCUUUAUCGAGAUUUCAGCAUGAUUGGCUGGGCAUACAAAACCAUUGAAGAGGAUGACCUGAAAUUUCCCCUUAUAUAUGGAGAAGGCAAGAAGGCUCGUGUCAUGGCAACUAUUGGGGUUACAAGAGGACUUGGAGAUCAUGACCUAAAAGUGCAUGACUCAACCAUAUACAUCAAACCUUUUUUAUCUUCAUCACCAGAGGUAAGAGUUUAUGAUCUUCUCCAGUAUGAGCAUGGAUCAGAUGAUGUCCUCAUCUUAGCUACCGAUGGACUAUGGGAUGUACUAUUAAAUGAAGAAGUAGCGGAAGCCAUCACUAAUUUUCUGCCAAACUGUGACCCUGAUGAUCCACACAGGUACACACUAGCAGCUCAGGAUUUGGUAAUGCGAGCUAGGGGAGUGCUGAAGGACAGAGGCUGGAGGAUAUCCAAUGACCGACUGGGCUCAGGAGAUGACAUUUCGGUCUACAUCAUUCCUUUAAUAUAUGGAAAUAAACUCUUGUAAAAGCAGUAUCAGUGCUAGUGACAGGAAAUGUUUGAUUAUUAACAAGGUCCUUUGGAAAAGACAUUCCUCUGAUAAAUGAGAGUAGUAGUUCAAACAUUCUUUUAAGCUUGAGUAACCUGAACUCUUUGUACCUGAAAUCUAGGGCUAAUUUGUACAUAAGCUCAGCUUCCCUAAGCUUAUAUUAUCGUUACAUAUCAGGACCAGAACUUCAAUGCUGCUAGUAUAUUUAGUGCUUUCUUUUUAAUAUCCCUCCUGGUGAGGACACUGUUGUGAUCUAACUGAAUUUAUUUUUCCCAGUUUAAUGUAGCCUAGAAUGCUAAAUGAGAGGUGAAUUGGGAAAACCAUAACUGAAACUGGAUAGGCAACCUUUUCCCAAUUUCUGUGCUAGCUGACUUUAAUUUAGAAGACAUUUAAUUUAUAAUUAUUAAAAUUACAAAACCUAAUAUCUAUUUAGGUAUUGUUUGCUGAAGGUAGUGAUGUUUCAGUGGAGAGGUUCUGGAGUUUUGCUUAUGCAUAUGAAUUCAAGCUUUUUUUCCCUCUUCACUGUAAUGAAAAUGUAUAGGUCUUUCUGUGUGCUUGGGUGGUGAAAUUAGCUUUUUUUCUGGUUUCAGUCUUAACACCUGUCAAUAAAAUUGCCUAAGAGAAUAGGGAAAUAUUGGGUGGUAAGUCUAUUUUUGUGUAUCUUUUUGUCAAGUGUGUAGUUAUGAUGUAGCAGACUGGGAGAUUAUUUUUACUUAAUAUUUAUUUGUUAAUCAGAUUUUUCAUGCAUUAGAUGCUUUGGCCUCCUCUUUCAAUAGGAUACUGUAUUCCUAUUGAAAUAAUUUUCUUAAAAAUUCUGUUGAUUUGGAUUUACUGGAUAAAUGUUCGUCUUGUUUUUUCUUUAGCUAUUUAAUGGUAGUGAGUAUUAGAACAUUCCUUUAGAACAAUAAGCUUCUCCCAUUUUCCUACUGUACUCUUUGAACACUAAUUUCUUUUACUGCUUAUAUUAUAUUCCAUUGCCAGGAUGCAGUUGUUAAAAUGUAAAUUAUAAAUCCAUGUAGUAUAGCAAGAACUUCUGAAGAACAAACUUCAUUAGUUUAUUUGUAAUUGUCAGUAUUAAUGAAAUAUAAAAAUAGGAACAUAUAUUCCAGUAAGAAACUUACACAAGCAAAGUAUUCAUAAUUAUACAUGCAUACAUAAUACAAGCCACCUCUUCUGGAAUAAGAUGCUUGAGUUGGAUUCCUCAGGUAUUAUCUUCUCAGUCGAGAAAUCUAGUAACAUAUUCUAUAU